GUCGCUCCCAAACAUGGCCUCCGUGACGGAGCGACCGCUUCAACUUUAAAAUUUAGCCCGUUUUCAGCGGAAAAAGCGUGUUUCUUCCCGUGCCGACCGCCCGGGAUGUGCGGCCGGGAGUCGGUACCGUGCCAGACGUGUGAAGCGGGUGUAGCGUCCGGGAGCAGCUCGCUGUUGGACCUCUACCCGCCGCUUUAAGUUGUCUGGAAACCUGGAAAGGAAAAGGAGAAUCGCAUCAAACCAAAUGCCAUCUGAGGCUCAGUCUCAGGAGCCCCGGGACAGAAGACCGCCGCCCCCCGUCACUCGGGCCGGACGCAGUGCUCAGCUGGCCAAAGCUGCCACCGUUAGCCCCGCCCCCGAGAGGCGGACCCGCGGAAGACCCCGAAAAGAUGGCAGCAGUGUCCGUUCUGCGCCUCCUUCACCACCUCCACCUCCACCUCCACCUCCCAGAAACAGGAAGAAGGGGAGAGGUCAGAGCCGAGCUCAGGUAGAGGAAGAGGAGGACGUGGACGCCAUGGAGGAGAGCGCCGCCCGGAGGACAGCGCUCAAGGAGGUAAAGGAGGCAGCAGGACGACGUCGGUCUACCUCCAAGAGAAAAUCCAACUCGAACCCGGUUCCAGAUCCAGAACCGGAGCCAGAGCCCCCUCCCACUGACCACGGCCCAGAGCCAUUUCCUGGUCGCAGGUCCCCCGCCCCUCAGCCUGCCUCCCCCGCUGCCUCCCCGGCCCUUCCGCCUGCCUCCCCCGCUGCCUCCCCCGCUGCCUCCCCCGCUGCCUCCCCCGCUGCCUCCCCCGCCCCUCAGCCUGUCUCCUCCGCCUCCCCGACCCCUCGGCCUCCGUCCCCCGCCCCUCAGCCUGCCUCCCCCUCUGCCUCCCCCGCCCCUCGGCCUGCCUCCCCCGCCCCUCGGCCUGCCUCCCCCGCCCCUCGGCCUGCCUCCCCCGCCCCUCGGCCUGCCUCCCCCGCCCCUCAGCCUGCCUCCCCCACCCCUCAGCCUGCCUCCCCUCCCCCACCUUCCUCAGACCUCAGCCCGGUUGAAGCGGGCUACCGGCCCAGCCCAAGCUGCAGCCCCGCCCACAUGGAGGUGGAGUUCAGUCCCAGCAGGAUUCCUGUGGAGGAGGGCGGGGCCAGUUCCUCAGCGCAGAGUUCCCCCUUUAGCCCCCCCUUCAGCCCCUUGGCGUCCCCCUGUUCGCGGCUCGAGGACGAGGACUCGCUGUCCCCCCUGUCAGAGGACUCGGGGGGCUCGCCCACUGCCAGCCUGGGGUGGACACAGGAGCGGCUGAAGAAGCAGUGUGCCUUCUGUUACCGUGGUGACGACCUCUCCCUGGGUCAGGGUCACCUGGUGGUGUUUGGUCCCACACCAGGUUACAUCCCGCUCCACGUCCUCAGCCGCCGCGCCUCGCCCGACCGGGACAACGACUGCCAUGACCACUAUUACCACGGUGACCAAGCCCCGCCCACGUGCAGCAGUCCAGAACAGUCCAACCCGUCCUCCUCAGACUUCCUCAGACAGCUUGGACCCGUCGGUCUCCCGCUGGACGUCAAUGUCCAGUCACUGUUCGACCCCACAGGUCAGUGCUGUGCUCACCUGCAGUGUGCAGCGUGGUCAGAGGGGGUGUGUCGAGGUGAGGGCCAAUCGCUGCUUUAUGUGGACAAAGCCAUCGACUCAGGAAGCACACAGGUGUGUUCGUUCUGCUGCCGGCUCGGAGCCACGCUGCGUUGCCAGGAGACAGGUUGUGGGCGGAGCUACCACUUCAUCUGCGCAGCAGCUGCUGGGGCCCAUCUGGACUGGAACCUGAGACACACACUGUGCACCAGACACACACACACAGGGUUGUCGAGGUGUGUGUCGUGUUCAGGCGGUGGCGAUGUCGGUGACCUGUUGAUGUGUUGUUGCUGUGGUUACUGUUACCAUGGCAGUUGCCUGGACCCCCCUCUUGUCCCCUCCCCCCUGUGCCGGGCCGGCUGGCAGUGUCCAAAGUGUCGAGUGUGCCAGAGCUGCAGACUGCGGACUGAUGACGACCGGCUGCUGGUGUGUGAGCGCUGUGAUAAAGUUUAUCAUUCUCACUGUCUCACCCCACCUCUGGAUCACACACCGAGCACUGGCUGGAGCUGCAAGGUCUGCAGAAUCUGCCUUCGCUGUGGUGUGAGGUCGUCAGGCCAGUGGGCCAAUCACCCGUUCCUGUGCGCGUCAUGUGACCCGGCGCUGCCCUGUCCCGUGUGCGGCGGCGUCCCGGACCCGUCCAGACCCGAAGAGUCGGAGACCUGCUCCUGCUGCUACCGGUCUGUACACACUAAGUGUCUUGUCCCGGGAGGACAGACCAGGACCGGGACCGGGUCUGAAGGUUACAUGUGCUCCACCUGCAGGCCUGCUGUACAGGCCCUGCCCCUCAGUCCCACCAAGACCACCUGUGCACUUUUACCGCAGAGACUUAGAUCAUUUCACCCUGAACCUUCAGAACCCCCACAGAGUCCGGCUCCUCUCUCAGAACCCCCACAGAGUCCGGCUCCUCUCUCAGAACCCCCACAGAGUCCGGCUCCUCUCUCAGAACCCCCACAGAGUCCGGCUCCUCUCUCAGAACCCCCACAAAGUCCAGCUCCUAUCUCAGAACCCCCACAGAGUCUGGCUCCACUCUCAGAACCCCCACAGAGUCCAGCUUUAGCCUCAGAACCUCCACAGAGUCCAGCUUGUCUCUCAAAACCCUCACAGAUUCCGGCUUCAGCCUCAGAACCUCCACAGAGUCUAGCUUGUCUCUCAGAGCCCCCACAGAGUCCAGCUCCUCCUUCAGAGCCCCCACAGAGUCCAGCUCCUCCUUCAGAGCCCCCACAGAGUCCGGCUCCUCUCUCAGAACCCCCACAGAGUCCGGCUCCUCUCUCAGAACCCCCACAGAGUCCGGCUCCUCUCUCAGAACCCCCACAGAGUCCGGCUCCUCUCUCAGAACCCCCACAGAGUCCGGCUCCUCUCUCAGAACCCCCACAGAGUCCAGUUCGUCUGUCAAAGCCCCCACAGAGUCCGGCCCGUCUCUCAGAACCCCCACAGAGUACGGCUCGUCUCUCAGAACCCCCACAGAGUCCGGCUCCUCCUUCAGAGCCCCCACAGAGUCCGGCUCCUCCUUCAGAGGCCCCACAGAGUCCGGCUCCUCCUUCAGAGGCCCCACAGAGUCCGGCUCCUCCUUCAGAGGCCCCACAGAGUCCAGCUUUUCCUUCAGAGGCCCCACAGAGUCCAGCUCCUCCUUCAGAGCCCCCACAGAGUCCGGCUUGUCUCUCAAAACCUCCACAGAGUCCAGCUCCUCUCUCAGAACCCCCACAGAGUCCGGCUCCUCUCUCAGAACUCCCGCAGAGUCCGGCUCCUCUCUCAGAACCCCCACAGAGUCCAGUUCGUCUCUCAGAACCCCCACAGAGUCCGGCUCCUCUCUCAGACCUCCAUCAUUGUGCUGAACCUGUGGAAACCCCCGACAGUCCUCCACCGCAGGUUCCUGCUCUUUUAGAGUCACAAAACCCAAGACUGACCUUAACAAAGCUCCCUCAGAGUCUGAGCCCCUCUCGCUCUGGACCCUCUGAGGUCCCUCAGAGUCUGAGCCCAUCUCGCUCUGGACCCUCUGAGGUCCCUCGGAGUCUGAGCCCGUCUCGCUCUGGACCCUCUGAGGUCCCUCAGAGUCCUGAUCCAACAGACCUUCAACAGUCAGGAUCUCCAGAAAGCUGUUCUGUUGCUCCUCUGCAGCUUUCAGAAAUUCAUACACCUUCUGAACCUUCAGAGACCCCACAGAGUCCAGCUCCUCCCUCAGAAACCCCACAGAGUUGGGCUUCUCUUUCAGAACCCCCCCAGACUCUAGAUCCUCCUUCAGAACCCCCCCAGAGUCCCCGUCCAUCCUGUUUAACCGCCUCUCGCCCAGAUGUCUCCGAGGUCCAGCAGACUCCUGCCCCUCCCCCUGUAACUGAGGAGCUCCAGAGACUGGUCCCGCAGUCAAACCCAGACCCCCCUGAGCCCGCCCCGUCUCACCUCACUUCCAGAGACCUUGAGCAAGGCUGCACGCCGACUGAUGCGGGUCACUGGGAUCUCCAACAUGUUCUUCCCACUGCCCCUGCUGGUCCUGCCGGGGCUCCUCACACCCCCUCUGGGCCCACCAGCCCCCGGGCUCUGCAGAGACCCCCCUCAGAGGACCCCACUUGGAGGAGCCGCUACGCUGCUGAGAACAUGUCUUGCCUGGACCAGGACUCGUGGACCCGGACGGCAGCCGGGACCCGCUCGGCUCCGUGUAGCCCCGUUGACCGGGGUGUCGGAGCACUCCCCCCACAGGGGAGUCGAUCAGAGCCCAGCAGCCCCCCGCAGGUCCUACAGACCCCCUCAGUCGACCCCGAGCCCAACCACCAAACACUGGAACCUCACCCGCCUCCUCCCGUGGCCCCCCCAGCACCACAAGGCCUUCUUCACAGCAGCCUAACGGUCUCACCUGGACCGCCAGCAGACCCCCAGAGUCCAGCUGGUGGACUGCCAGCAGACCCCCAGAGUCCAGCUGGUGGACCGCCAGCAGACCCCCAGAGUCCAGCGGACAGACUGUCACAUUGCACAGAAGCCCCCCCUGCCCCCCCUCUUCAGAGGGAGGGUUGCGCCCCCACACAACCGGGAUCCCCCUCAGCAGGAAGCUGCUCGGUCCAGCUCGACCUGAGACCAGGAGUGGAUCCUCCAAGAAGUCCCUCACCCACCAUCCUGUCAGCAAAGUGUCCUCAAAGUCCCGGUAACGCCAGCGCCGCAGGCCCGGCCCAGACAGUUCGCCCAGCGAGUCCAGACCGCCCAGACCACCGGGUCCUCCCAGCGAGUCCGGACCACCAAGACUACUGGGUCUGCCCAGCAAGUCCGGACCACCAGAUCCACCCAGCAAGUCCGAACCACCCAGGCCACCGGGUCCUCCCAGCGAGUCCGGACCACCCAGGCCACCGGGUCCUCCCAGCGAGUCCGGACCACCCAGGCCACCGGGUCCUCCCAGCGAGUCCGGACCACCCAGGCCACCGGGUCCUCCCAGCGAGUCCGGACCACCGGGUCCUCCCAGCGAGUCCGGACCACCCAGGCCACCGGGUCCUCCCAGCGAGUCCGGACCACCCAGGCCACCGGGUCCUCUCAGCGAGUCCGGACCACCGGGUCCUCUCAGCGAGUCCGGACCACCGGGUCCUCUCAGCGAGUCCGGACCACCGGGUCCUCUCAGCGAGUCCGGACCACCGGGUCCUCUCAGCGAGUCCGGACCACCGGGUCCUCCCAGCGAGUCCGGACCACCCAGGCCACCAGGUCCUCCAAGCAAGUCCGGAUCACCGGGUCCUCCCAGUGAGUCCGGACCACCGGGUCCUCCCAGCGAGUCCGGACCACCCAGGCCACCGGGUCCUCCCAGCGAUUCUGGACCACCCAGAACACCGGGUCCUCCCGGUCCAUCUGGGCCACUUAGCAGCUCACUCUAGUCCUCCACACUGUGCCCUGACGGAUCACAUCAGUCCACCUGCUGUCUUCUGUGGUGCUGGUCCUGGUCCUCAUGUUAGUCCACUUCUCCUUCCAGCUCACACGUGUACUGGAAGCCCACCUCGUGAUCCAUCUCCUCAUACUGGAACCAGCACCAUCAGGACCCCGAUGAAGCAUGGUGGUGAUCCCCUGGCGGCUCAGCUGGGUCCUGGUCCUCAGCCCACGGGUGUACUUAGUGAACCUGCAGACCGUGUCCCCCUGAGUAGCCCCGACUGCUCAGCCGUCAUCAGCCAGCCUGCUGCAGGUCCUCACCUGGACCCCAACUGGUCCUCAGUCCAUCACAGUCCUGCCUCUCUCAGCUCUUCGUAUCGAAGAUCACAAAGUCCUGUGGACCUGUCCUCCAUGCAGGAACACCCCAGCUCUGUCCAUUCCAGUGCCCUUCCUGGUUCUGAAAGUCCUGAACAACCCAGUUCUCCCUGUGAGUCUCCAGCUGAGCACAGCGCUGGACACACAAGACGUGCCUGUCUUCCGUCAGGUUCUGGAUCUCCAUCAGCUGCUAUUGACCUGCAUCGCCCUGUUCAGCCACAGCCUAGUCCGGGUCCUGUUCAACUGGAGCCAAGUCCCGGUUCUGUUGUCCCGGGAACCCUCGAAACGAGUCCUGGUCCUGGUAGCCCUAUACACUGUGAAGUCGUUGCUCAAGAUUGUGGUAGUCCUGCUUUUUCCAUCCUGAAGCAGGGUCAGAACAGCUCUUCUCCAGGUCCUGAGAGUCCAGGUCCUGUCUGCGAUAUCGGUUCUGAUCAGGUGGGACACGAACAGGAGACUGAAACUCCUCCUAGCUGCUGCACUCCUCUCCUCCAUGAAGAUGCCAGCUUGCAGGAGGAGCAGCAGCAGCAGGAGGAGCAGCAGCAGGUGGAGCAGCAGGAGGAGCAGCAGCAGGUGGAGCAGCAGCAGCAGGUGGAGCAGCAGCAGCAGGUGGAGCAGCAGCAGGAGGAGGAGCAGCAGCAGGAGGAGCAGCAGCAGGAGCUAGAAGACCUUCAUGUGAGACUUCAGGAGACUCCAGCAGCAGUGGAGGAGAAUGAGAGGACAGGAGUCCAGAAGGAGAAAGAGGAGGACAUGAGGAGAGCAGACCAUCCUGAAGGAGUGUCAUCGUGUCCUGCUGCCUCACCGCUACACCCGUCUGCCCUCUCGCUACACCCGUCUACCCCCUCCCUACACCUGUCUGCCCCCUCCGCCUCACCCCUACACCCGUCUGCCCCCUCCGCCUCACCGCCACAUCUGUCUACCCCCUCCGCCUCACCGCUACACCCGUCUGCCCCCUCCGCCUCACCCCUACACCCGUCUGCCCCCUCCGCCUCACCCCUACACCUGUCUGCCCCCUCCGCCUCACCCCUACACCUGUCUGCCCCCUCCGCCUCACCCCUACACCCGUCUGCCCCCUCCGCCUCACCGCUACACCUGUCUACCCCCUCUGCCUCACCCCUACACCUGUCUGCUCCCUCCGCCUCACCGCUACACCUGUCUGCCCCCUCCGCCUCACCCCUACACCUGUCUGCCCCCUCCGCCUCACCCCUACACCCGUCUGCUCCCUCCGCCUCACCCCUACACCUGUCUGCUCCCUCCGCCUCACCCCUACACCUGUCUGCUCCCUCCGCCUCACCCCUACACCCGUCUGCCCCCUCCGCCUCCCCCCUACACCUCUCUGCCCCCUCCGCCUCCCCCCUACACCUCUCUGCCCCCUCCGCCUCCCCCCUACACCCAUCUUCCCCGUUCGCCUCACCGCUACACCUGUCUGCCCCCUCCGCCUCACCCCUACACCCGUCUGCCCCCUCCGCCUCCCCCCUACACCCAUCUUCCCCGUCCGCCUCACCGCUACACCUGUCUGCCCCCUCCACCUCACCGCUAUGCCCGUCUGCCCCCUCCGCCCCCUCCACCUCCCCCCUACACCCGUCUGACCCCCCGGCUCCCGUCUCCACCUCCCCCCUCGUCCCCCACAGCGAGACGGUGAAGGAUCCUCCUUCCUGUCAUGUCACAUCAGGUGAUGACAGCCAAUCACUGCACCUGUUGGAACCUGUUGCUAUGACGACAGAACACACCAAAGAUUCGCACCAAUCACUCACCAAGCCUUCGCCAGAGGAGGGGCAACACGAAGAGGAGGAGGAAGAGGAGGAGGCGGCGCAGCAGCAGGAGGAGGAAGAGGAGGAGCAACACAAGCAGCAGGAGGAAGAGGAAGAGGAGGAGGAGGCGCAGCAGGAGGAGGAGGAGGAAGAGCCCGUGAGCCCGGUUUUGGACCUGAACUCCUCUCUGGACCUGGAAGUGAUGGAGCUGAUGGACUCCUCUCCUCCCCCCUCCCUGCUGCACCUGUCCUCCCCCAGCCCGGUGCUCCCUCGCAGGGGGAAGGGCCGGGCCCUGCGGCCUCCCCCGUUCUCCUCCUCCGGCCCUACAGACGAUCUGUCUCUCCGUCUCAGGAUGUCCCCCUUCUCCACGGAGGCCUCCCCUGAGACCUCCCCCACCAGAGCUCCCGGCUCCCCCCUCCCUCUGUCCCCACCCUCCCCGCCUCUCAGGGAGUCUCCGCCGCUGUCCAAGUUCCCGGCCCCUCCCUCCACGCUGCUCCCUCUGACUCCCAAGAUCGGAAUGGGAAAGCCGGCCAUCACCAAGAGGAAGUUCUCUCCUGGACGAGUGCGUCUCAGCAGACAGGGCUCGUGGUGGAGUAAUCAUCCUUCAUCCUCCCAGGAUUCCACGGGGGAGGGAGGGUGGGACAGCCCUAAGCCCCGCCCACCGGAGUCCCCCGUCUGGAGCAUAAGAGUGGGUCGUGGCUCAGGGUUUCCAGGCAAGAGGAGGUCCAGAGGAGGAGGUGCAGGAACAGCAAGAGGAGGGAGAGGGAGGAGCCGUCUGAAGAUUCAGGAGAGUCCCACCCUGUGUGCCGGAGGUGGAAACACGGAGCCGUUCCAGGCGAAGGAGGAGGAAGAGAACUCCAUGCACAAUACGGUGGUGAUGUUCUCCACCUCAGACCACUUCACCCUCAAACAGGACAUGUGUGUGGUGUGUGGGAGCUUUGGUCAGGGCGCUGAAGGUCGGCUGUUGGCCUGUUCUCAGUGUGGACAGUGUUACCACCCCUACUGCGUCAACGUCAAGAUCACCAGGGUCAUCCUGACCAAAGGGUGGCGCUGUCUGGAGUGCACGGUGUGCGAGGCGUGCGGCGAGGCCAGUGAUCCCGGACGCCUGUUGCUCUGUGACGACUGUGACAUCAGCUACCACACCUACUGCCUGGACCCGCCCCUCCACACCGUGCCCAAGGGCGCCUGGAAGUGCAAGUGGUGUGUGUGGUGUGUGCAGUGUGGCUCCACCUCCCCCGGCCUGCACAGUGAGUGGCAGAGUAACUACAGCCGCUGUGGGCCGUGCUGCAGCCUGAGCCGCUGCCCGCUCUGCCAGAGAGCCUACAGCCAGGACGAGCUGGUGCUGCAGUGCCAGCAGUGUGACAGGUGGGUCCAUGCCUCCUGUCAGGGUUUGUCCUCUGAGGAUGACGUUGAGUUUGCAGCUGAGGAAGGCUUCGACUGUUCGCUGUGUCGGACUCACAGCCGCAGCUCACAAGGGACGUCGGAGUCUUUGGGUCCCUUCAUGGCUCAGAUUGUCUCGAGAACCAGAGAACCUGAGACGAGGACUUACACCCAGGAUGGAGUGUGUCUCACAGAGUUGGGUCUGUCCCACCUUCAGUCUCUGGUUGAACCUCUGACAUCACCGCGCAGGGACCGCAGGUGUAAACCCAAACUGAAGCUGAGGAUCAUCAACCAGAACAGUGUGUCUGUCCUCCAGACCCCCGAGACCGAGCUGCAGGCCGAGCAGGACCCCAGAGGUGACCUGGAGUGUGAUAUGAAAUCUGACUCCAGCCCGGAGCGAGACCACGCCCACAAUGAUGAGGUCGCCAAGGAACCCGAGGUUGCCGACGGCAACAAGAAACGGAAGCGGAAACCCUACAGGCCAGGUAUUGGGGGCUUCAUGGUCCGUCAGCGGGGGGGCAAGUCUGCUCCCGGCAGGAUCAAACUGUGUGGGAGAGAGUCCAUCGAGACGCUGCCUGGUCCAGAUGAAGGCCUGCUGGACGGUGACGUUUCCAUGGAGACGGUGGCUUCUGGUGAGCAGAACAAGGAGAAGGUGAAGAAGAGGUACAGGAAGAAGAAGACCAAGCUGGAGGAGGCAUUCCCCUCAUACUUACAGGAUGCCUUCUUUGGACGGGACCUUCUGGACCUCAGUCGUCAGUUGGACGGGAGGACCCGUCCAGAGACUCCGGGUGGCCAAUCGGGACCUGACGUCCCCCCUCCCUCUGGGCCGCUGGCUGCUACCAUGGCAACCAGUGCUGACAGGAAGCCGGCGACGCUGCCCGGUCUGGACAGCAGCUCGGUGUCCUCGGAGACGCCGGAUGGAGGUGGGAGGGACCGUCCCACUCAGGACGAGCAUCUGGACGCCAUCCUGAGUCCAGAACUGGACAAGAUGGUCUCAGACGGAGACAUUCUCAGCAAGCUGCACAAGAUCCCAGAGCUGGAGGGGAAGGACGUGGAAGAAGUGUUUACAGCUGUUCUUAGUCCAAACUGCAACAUCCGAUCAGAGCAGAACCAACACACCACAGCUCUCCUGUACCACCGCCUGCCCCUGAUGAACGGCCUGGUACCUCCUGCUGCUCCUCCUGCUCCUCCCCCUCCGGCGGUGCACAGCGGGGCCCCUGGGCUCUUUAGGGCGGCUCCUGGCUCCGCCCCCGGUCCGGACUUGGCCAAUCAGGCGUCUGAGGGUUGUGGCGAGCAGGACCCGUUGUCCACGGCCCAGAGAGCCGUCUUAAAGUGGGAGAAGGAGGAGAGCCUGGGGGAGCAGGCCUCAGUGGCCCCUGUCCUCUACUGCAACACCAACUUCCCCCAGCUGAGGGAGCAGUACCCCGAUCCGUCCAUAAGAAUGAAGCAGAUUGCUAAACUCUGGAGGAAAGCCAGCUCUCAAGACAGAGCGCCGUAUGUGCAAAAAGCUCGGGACAACCGGGCGGCUCAGCGCAUCAGCAAGGUUUCCACCACCGAGCCCCUGAAACGGCCCCCCCAGACCCAACUGCAGGCCCCCCUGGUGCCGCCCCUGCAGAGCCCCCCCCAGAGCCCCCUGGUGACACCCCUGCAGACUCCGCCCACCUUUGACCCUUCCUCCAUGGACCUGGACAUGAGCUUCAAAGACCCGCUGAGGCCCAAAGAGUCUGAACAGGAGCAGGAGUGGAAGUUCAGACAGCAAAUGCGUCAGAAGAGUAAGCAGCUGGCGAAGCUGGAGGCGUGUCAGAAGUUGGAGCAGGUGAAGAACGAGCAGCUGCAGCAGAGACAGAGAGGACGUCUGUCCCCCGAGACGUCCCGUCCGGCCAGCAGCAGCUCCAGCAGAGUCUUCCUGAGGCCCCCGCCCUCCCCCCUGCGGCAGCCCCCCUUCUCCCCGCCGUCCUCUCGGCCCUCCUCGCCCUGGGACCCGUAUCGCCCCGCCUCCUCCCAGACGGGCGGAGCUCCGGGCCUCCAGCGGCAGAACCCCCCCAACCCCCCCGGCUCCUCCCCCCAGCACCACCCUGUCCUCGUCUCCCCGACUCCGUCACCAGACGCCAAGACCGCCGAAGUCUGCAGGAGCCUCAGAGCCCAGCCAGCAGGUCUACAGCAGACCAGGUCCAUGAUGAGUCCGUCUUCAGGGUUCCGGUCCGCUGAGUCCUUCCAGAGAACGAGUGUCCAAGUGGUCUCUGGGUCUGAGUCUUAUCUGGUCCAGGGGGGGGUAUUUAAAGCCCCCAUGCCCCCCCUGCUGCAGCCCCAACAGGAGGUGCUGGGCAGCCCCGGAGGAGGAAGGAGAGACCCCUGUAGACCCUCAGAUCUGGGCCAGGAGCCCGCCUUCCCCUCCAGCCCCCACCGGAGCCCCUUCGGCACCCCCAGACCGGACCCGGACCCGCCCGGACCGCCCCGCCCCCACGCCGACCCGGCUCAGAUCGCCACGCCGCCGUUCCACCAGCCGUCGGUCCCGCACCGCCCGUCCCCGUCCCACCCGGACCCCUACGCCUCGGCCCCGGGCACUCCGCGCCCCCCCGCCUGCUCCCCAGGGAACACGCCGGGACCCAGCUCCUCCCCCCUGGGCCCAGGACGGACUGCAGACCAGGAGGCCUUUUCCAGGACCCCCGCACUCCACGCCCCCGCAGGCCACGCCCCCGCAGGCCACGCCCCCGCAGGCCACGCCCCGGGUCACGAGUCCUUGGAGCUGGUUCACCCAGUGACCGGGGAGAUGUCCCCGCUGGACGGACCAAUCGGCGUCCUGCCUCAGAUCGGAGACUCCGAGGAGAAGCUCCGACAGCGGCAGCGGCUCCGGCAGCUCAUCCUGAGGCAGCAGCAGCAGAAGAACGCUCUGCGGCAGGAAGCCGGUCCCGGUCCUGGUCCUGGUCCUGGUCCUGCUGCUCCUCCCGGUCCCGGUCCCGCUGCUCCUCAUGGACCCGGUCCCGGUUCUGCCCCCCCUCUCCACAGCUGGACCCAGGAGAACUCCGGUCCUGCGGCGCACCCAGCCGGCCUGUUCGGCCGCCCUCCGCCCCCGUACCCCGGAGGGCCGGUCCUGAGCUUUCCCAGACAGAACCUGCCCCAGAACCUGAGGUUGGCUCCUCCCCCUGGACUGCAGGAGUCCUUCCUCCGUCCUCCUCAGGGAGCGGCGCCGGCUUCUGUUCCGGUCCAUAUGAGACCAGCAGAGUUCACCGGGAUCAGACCGCCCCCCACCCCCCCAACUCACCUGUUGACAGGUCUCCCCCAGCCCCUCCCUCCCCGGUCCCUCCCCCUCCAGCAGCACAGCAUCAUGGGACGGCCCUACAUCGAGCUGCGACACCGCCUCCGGCUGCCCCUCCCCCCUGUGGCUCCGCCCACAGCCACCAGAACAGGUGGCCUGGAUCAGCUGAGUCAGCCGGACCGGCAGCAGGACCGGCGAGCUCUGGGUCCCGGUCCCGGUCCUGGUCCCGGUCCGGGUCCGGACCCGCUGCUCCCGGGACCCGGAGGGAUGGAGGAGCACCUGGAGGACUCGGCCGUGAAGGACUUGGAGGACGUGGAGGUGAAGGACCUGGUGGACCUGAACCUGAACCUGGACCCUGAAGACGGUAAAGAAGACCUGGACCUGCACCUGGACGACUUCCUGCUCUCCGGGAAGUUUGACCUGAUCGCCUACGCCGACCCCGAGCUGGACCUGGAGGACAAGAAGGACAUGUUCAACGAGGAGCUGGACCUGGGGGAGCCGUCCCAGGAGAGCAGACCCCCAGGACCUCCAGGACCCCCCAGAGCAGCAGACGUCCCCUCAAAGGCCCCCCCAUCGGUCCCGGUUCAGGACCAGACCCCCCCAUCAAUCCCAGUUCUGGACCAGACCCCCCCAUCAGUCCCGGUUCAGUCCACAGUGUCCGAAGGUCCCCUGUCCAUGUUCCAGCAGAGACCCCUCGGACUGUCCCAGACUUCCUCGGCUCUCCUCACCUCCCCCCAGGAUCGGGUCGUCCUCCACUCAGGACCUUCCACCCAGUCGCCGUCCCAGAACCAGAACCAGAACAAGUCCAGGCCUCUGCUCCUGGAGGAGCAGCCUCUCCUCCUGCAGGACCUCCUGGACCAGGAGCGGCAGGAGCAGCAGCAGCAGCAGCAGAUGCAGGCCCUGAUCAGACAGGAGUCCACCCCAGACCCCCCAGGGCUGUCCAGCAUAGAUCCCAUCAUGAAAGCGAAGAUGGUUGCUCUGAAGGGGAUCAACAAGGUGAUGAGUCAGGGAACCCUCAGCCUCAACAGGUUCCAGCAUCCUGCAGCAGCUCCUGGGACCCAGGAGGGGCCGGUUCCUCUGGGACAGGUAGUCGGAGAUCUGCAGAGCCAGAGGAGACUUUCUGCCGAGCCAGACUCAGAGUUGUUCCUCCAUCAUUUGUCCUCUCAGGACGUGAAGUGUCCCGCUCAGCUGCUCCGUCCCGUCCCCCCCAGCUCCGGAGCGUGCUUCGUCAACGAGUCUCAGCGCCGGCAGUAUGAGGAGUGGCUCGGGGAGACGCAGCGCCUCCUGCAGAUGCAGCAGCGCCUCCUGGAGGAGCAGAUCACCGCCCACCGCAAAGCCAAGAAGGCCCUGUCCGCCAAACACAGGACGGCCAGGAGGGCCGGCCGGGCCGUCACCGAGGAGGACGCCGCCCAGCUGCGCUCCAUCGGCGAGCAGCAGGCGGCGGUGCAGAAGCAGCUGGAGCAGAUCAGAAAGCAGCAGAAGGAUCACGCUGAGCUGAUCGAGGACUAUCGCUCCAAACAGCAGCAGAGAGCUCUGCAGCAGCCUCUAGCCCCGCCCACUCCUCAGACCCACAUAGCCCCGCCCACUCCUCAGACCCACAUAGCCCCGCCCACUCCGCAGACCCACAUAGCCCCGCCCACUCCUCAGACCCACAUAGCCACGCCCGCUCCUCAGACCCACAUGGCCCCGCCCACUCCUCAGACCCGGAUGGCCACGCCCACUCCUCAGACCCACCUGGCCACGCCCACUCCUCAGACCCACCUGGCCACACCCACUACCCACACCCACCUCGCCCCGCCCAGUCCUCACACGCACUUGGCACCGCCCAGUCCUCAUACCCACUUGGCCCCUCCCACUCCUCAGACCCAUUUGGCCCCUCCCACUCUUCAGACCCAUCUGGCCCCUCCCAGUCCUCGUACCCAUCUGGCCCCUCCCAGUCCUCGUACCCAUCUGGCCCCUCCCAGUCCUCGUACCCAUCUGGCCCCUCCUAGUCCUCAUACCCAUGUAGCCCCGCCCACUCCUCAGACAAUUCUGGCCCCGCCCAGUCCUCAGGCCCGUCUGGCUCCGCCCAGUCCUCAGGCCCGUCUGGCUCCGCCCAGUCCUCAGGCCCGUUUGGCCCCGCCCAGUCCUCAGGCCCGUUUGGCCCCGCCCAGUCCUCAGGCCCAUCUGGCCCCGCCCAGUCCUCAGACACAACUGGCCCCGCCCAACAGGUGUCCCCACCCAGGUGGUCCUGUGCCGGUCUGGGCUCCGGGCAUGGUGGGACAGAGGACCCCUCUGACCCAGGCCACACCCCCACACACCCCGACUCAGCCCAGUGGGAGCACCGGAGAUGGAAUCACCCCCAAACCUCAGGUCAAGUUUGACGACAACAACCCGUUCAGCGAAGGCUUCCAGGAGCGGGAGAGGAGGGAGAGACUGCGGGAGCAGCAGGAGAGGCAGCGGGUGCAGCUCCUGCAGGAGGUGGAGCGUCAUCGCGCCCUGCAGCAGAGGCUGGACCUGGAGCAGCAGGGGCUCCUGGGGGCCUCCGGAGCCGUGUCAGCGUCCCGGGUCGGACAGACGCCGUUGCAUCCAGGACCGGGCGGUCCGCCGGGCUCCGUGCACGUCCCCGGGGAGGACGGUCUGACUCAGAUGCCUUUCUUCAGCUCCGACCUGCCCCAGGACUUCCUGCAGUCCCUCCCGGGCCAGGCGGGGGCGCCGUGCCCCCAGCAGUCCGGACCCCCCGCAGUCCCGGCGCUGACCCAAGAGUCGAGGCCGAGACCCCCAGGCCCGGGACCGGCUGCGGCGACCCCGUCUCAUCCUGGAGUCCAGAGACGAGGUCAGGAGUCGUCCCCGUCCCUGUCCCCGUCCCCCUCCCCCUCCUCCGGAGGCCCCGCCUCCCUUCUCCGCCUCUACUCGGACGUCAUCCCCGAAGACAAUCCCAAGAAGAAGAGGAGCCGGAGGAGGGACGGCCACGACGCCGCACCCCUCUCUGACAUCACUUCCUGCUCCACGCCCACACGGGGCAGCGUGGACCAAUCAGAGGCCUCCUUCCUCUUGGGACUGGCUCCGUCGUCUGAGCUGGAGAGGCAGCUGUCCUUCGUCCCCGACGGACAGAGGCGGCCGCUGGAGGUCAAGGAGGAGCGUGAGGAGGGCGGAGCCUGUGGGGGAGGUGUGGUGAAGAUGGAGGACGGGUUGUCAUCCUCUCCUCUCCAAGGGGGAGACGGGGGGAAGGAGCUGCUGAGACACCUUCUGAGGGACAAGAUGUCCCCGUCCACCACGCCCCCGCCCGCCGCCUGCCGCCAGCUGUCCACCGAUGGCGUGCGGUCCGAGGAGGAGGACUGGUCCGGUUCCCACGGCAACACGGGGGCGGCGGACAGUCCGGACGCCAAGGCCAAGCUACAGCGCUGCAAGAGGGCGGGCCGGCCGGACCGGGACCGAGCCCCGCCCAAACACAAGAGGAGGCGGAGGGAGGAGGAGGAGAAGAGCCUGAACUCCACCCCCUGCACCACCUCCGGCUCCGACCCGCCCAGCAGACAGCUGGCUGUUCUGCCCCUCAUGGAGCCGGUUCUCGGGGUGGAUCUGGGUCUGUUCCCUCCGUUUGGCAGCUCGUCUCUGGGAACAGACUCCAGACUGAGCGGCUCCUUCGGGAACGGAAACCUGGACGGAGUCACCGACUUCUACUCCCACCUCAUCUACAAGCAGAACAACCUCAGUAACCCGCCCACGCCGCCGGCCUCUCUGCCGCCCACGCCGCCGCCGGUCGCCCGGCAGAAGCUGCUGAACGGCUUCGCCACCACAGACGAGCUGAAGGACAUGAGCGAGCACGACGUCAAAGGAGUGUCGGCGCUGAAGCAGAAAGGGGAGGAGCUUCUGCCUCUAAGCCACGCCUCCAAGACCGUGGACGUACCUGCCUCUCUGCCCACCCCGCCCCAUAACAACCAGGAGGAGCUGCGGGUCCACAGCCUGGAAAGCUUCGUCCCGUCCUCGUCUCCGGAGAGCGUGGUGGACGCCGAGAUCAGCAGGUACCCCGACCUGUCCUCCGUCAAGCUGGAGGCGCCGUCCCCGUGUGCGUCACCCACGUUUCCCAUCACCCCCUGCGCCUGGGGCAAAGGCUCUGCAGUCAAACAGGAAGUGAAGGCGGAGCCUGUCUUUCAGGCUCCUCCCUCCUGCUCCAGCGCUGACCUGGUUACCAUAGCGAUAACCCUGAACCCUGUCGCCUCUCAGAACGUUCCAGGUGUCAUGGCCGCCGUGGCUCAGCUCCUGAGAAUAUCUGUCCCGCCAGACUACCAGCUGAGCCCGGGGGACCCACACAGCUCCAUGAUGAACCAGAGUUCCACCAGCUGCAGACUGCAAAGACCAGGAGCUGUCAGGAUGAACCUCCUCCAGCACUGCAGCUUCUGCAAGGUUCCGCUGGGGAACCGAGUCCAGGUGGUCCGGGAGCUCAAACAGGAGGCUUCGUCCAGACCCGGUCCCGGACCUGGACCCGGUCUGGUGUUCUGCAGUCCCGGCUGUUCUGAGGCUCACAGGUCUUCGGGGGACCAGCGCUCCGUCCCCGUCGUGGCCCCGGGCCCCGAGCGUCCCCCUCCCAGAGCGCAGCACCACUACGCCAACAACAUGUCGUCCAUCCCCGUCCAGUCGCUCCUCCACUCCGCGCCGCCGCCCUCCUCCUCCCCGCCUCCGUCCUUUCCGCCCGCCUCCGCCGUCACCAUGGAGACCAAGCCCCCCCUCAAGGUGAAGGUGAAGCUGAAGCCCCGCCCACGGGCCGUCCCGGGCGGAGACGACCUGCUGUCCUCACGAUACCUGAAGAGAGCCAGGAGUCCCCGGUGGAGGCGCUGGAGCGUCAGCAUCGCCCUCAGCAGGGGUCCUUGCGUCCCUAACGAGGCGGUUGCCGUGCCGACGGAGGAGGAGAUCGACGUGCUCCUGCAGAAGCUGGGGACGUGUCUCCGUCCCGACCCGCUGCCCAGAGACCAGCGCCGAUGCUGCUUCUGCCACCAGCAGGGGGACGGACGGACGGACGGACCGGCCCGGCUUCUGAACCUGGACCUGGACCUGUGGGUGCACCUGAACUGCGCGCUGUGGUCCAGCGAGGUGUACGAGACGCAGGCGGGCGCCCUGAUCAACGUGGAGCUGGCUCUGAGACGAGGACUGACGCUGCGCUGCGUCCACUGCCAGAGGACGGGCGCCACCAGCGGCUGCAACCGGCUGCGCUGCACCAACACCUACCACUUCACCUGCGCCCUGCAGGCCAGCUGCACCUUCUUCAAGGAUAAGACCAUGCUGUGUCCCCUCCAUAAGCCGCGGUCGGGGGCCCUCAGCGGCUCCUCCCCCUCCUCGGCCCCCGGGCUGACCUCUGACCCCGCGGCGGCGGCGUCCUGCGACCCGUACGACUCGGAGCUGCGCUGCUUCGCCGUGUUCCGCCGGGUGUUCGUGCAGCGGGACGAGGCGCGGCAGAUCGCCGCCGUGGUGCAGCGCGGCGAGCGGCAGCACACCUUCCGGGUGGGGGCGCUGCUGUUCCGCGCCGUGGGCCGGCUCCUCCCCCAGCAGAUGAGCCGCUUCCACAGCCGCGCCGCCAUCUUCCCCGUCGGUUACCACGCCAACCGCCUCUACUGGAGCAUGCGCCACAGCAACAGGCGCUGUAAGUACAUGUGCUACAUCGAGGAGAAGGACGGACAGCCGCUGUUCAAGGUGAAGGUGGUGGAGCGGGGACACGAAGACCUGGUCCUGACAGGGGACACACCCAAAGCGGUGUGGGACCAGGUCCUGGAGCCUCUGUCUCACAUGAGGACAAGUUCUGGGACUCUGAAGCUGUUUCCAGUUUACCUGAAGGGAGAAGAUCUGUUUGGCUUAACGACGAGCGCCGUGACCAGGAUCAUCGAGUCUCUUCCGGGUGUGGAGGCCUGUGAUCGCUACACGUUCCGUUUUGGCAGGAACCCUCUGAUGGAGUGGCCUCUGGCCUUCAACCCGUCUGGCUCGGCUCGGUCGGAACCCAAAACCUGCCAGGCCAAAAGGCCCUUCCUGCUGGGUGCCGUGGCCCCCCGCUGCCAGGGCUCGGUGGGCUCCAUCGUGGGUCUGGUCCCCGGAGUGGUGUCUCUGUCCCCCGGGGAGUCCGUGGCCGGAGCUCAUCAGGGACGUCACUCCAAGUCGUCCCAGUACCGCCGCAUGAAGGCCGAGUGGAAGACCAACGUGUACCUGGCCCGCUCCCGCAUCCAGGGUCUGGGUCUGUAUGCAGCCAGAGACAUUGAGAAAUGCACCAUGGUCAUCGAGUACAUUGGAACCAUCAUCAGGAGCGAAGUGGCCAAUCGGAAGGAGAGACUGUAUGAGUCUCAGAACCGGGGUGUGUACAUGUUUCGGAUCGACAACGACUACGUGAUCGACGCCACCAUCACAGGAGGACCUGCCAGGUACAUCAACCACUCCUGCGCUCCGAACUGCAUCACUGAAGUGGUGACUGUCGAGAAGGAGAACAAGAUCAUCAUCAGCUCCUGCCGGCGGAUCCAGAGGGGAGAGGAGUUGAGUUAUGACUACAAGUUCGAUCUGGAGGACGAUCAACACAAGAUCCCGUGUCACUGUGGAGCAGUCAACUGUCGCAAAUGGAUGAACUGAACACACACACACACACACACACACACACACACACACACACACACACACACACACACACACACACACACACACACACACACACACAGUCUCUCUCAGUGGACUGAACUUCAUGUCACAUGUGAAGCAGCCUUCAUGUAUUGGAGCUGAGUGGAUUGGCGUGGGGGCGGGGCUCUAUGUGGGGGCGGGGCUAAAGAGGCUGGUCCUCUGUGUACAUUGUGUGUAGAAACAAGCGGCGCAGGAGCUUCCUUUGAUUCGCAUUAAAGCACUGAACCACAGUCAAUUCGCUGCAGCGAGCCUCACCGGGACGGGCGGGGCCGCCGCGUCGGCUGCACCCCCCCGCCCCCCACCCCCAGCGCCCCCGUCCCCCAGCGCCGGGCCGCCCCGCUCUGCCCCGCCCCCCCGGGCUGGUUCAUCUCCUGUAAAAUAAGAGAUUUUCUUCUUUUUGUAUUUAUUACUGAAUGAAGCUAUUUUUUAUGGCUGCGGUGCGUUUGAGGUCUGGAGUGGCAGCGUGUAAAUUUGUGUACUAUAAAUGAAAAGGUGACUCCGCCCCCGCGUGCUGAUUGGCCACCGUGCUCAGGUGCGUGUGUGUGAAGUCCUGUUGACAUGUACAGACACACAUGAAGUUUUUUUUUUAUUCUGGGACAAAAUGUCGAUAAAGAUGUUUGUUUUGGGGAAUUCUGGUGAAAUUUAGAGUCAUAUGCAGAAAAUAAACUAUUUUACAUCUUCA
Molecule: messenger RNA, 19502 nt
Organism: Salarias fasciatus (jewelled blenny)
Lineage: Eukaryota; Metazoa; Chordata; Actinopteri; Blenniiformes; Blenniidae
Product: histone-lysine N-methyltransferase 2C-like
Cellular component (GO): nucleus
Molecular function (GO): protein binding
Source: RefSeq, a predicted model, not a curated record